Messenger RNA from Staurois parvus, 337 nucleotides. Lineage: Eukaryota; Metazoa; Chordata; Amphibia; Anura; Ranidae. The record is from the annotation of a GenBank genome assembly.
AAUUCUGCAAGUAGUUCUAAUUUACUAUCACUGUUCUCUAGCUGGGCUAAAAACGCUUUUGACCUAAAGGGACGCUUUUUGGAAGCGAUGGACGUUUCUCAGUUUCCAGGUAGAAAGAACAGUAAAAAUGCAGGCAGGGCACAGGACAAAGCACUCGGAACAAAAUGUAUGUGAAAUGCUUUGAAACAUGUAUUACAUGAAUGUCACUUUUUAACAUUUUUAAAUUUCCCGCUGGUUCCGUCCCCCGUAUGUCCCAAUGCUUGCAGGGACCGGAACCCGGAAGACGGAUGCCGGCAUCAGCCGGAGGAGAUGGCCAGGGAUGCUGUAGGGGGGACAU